Messenger RNA from Penicillium lagena, 684 nucleotides. Its product is annotated as flavin reductase family protein. The coding region runs from base 1 to 684 and encodes 227 amino acids. Lineage: Eukaryota; Fungi; Ascomycota; Eurotiomycetes; Eurotiales; Aspergillaceae. The record is from RefSeq and is a predicted model, not a curated record. The transcript has a single exon. Gene Ontology annotation, molecular function: FMN binding.
AUGCCUCGCAAGCGCAAAGCAUCUAUCUCAGCCGCCGACUCGAAGACAGAAGAGCCCACCGAGGAUGCACCGCCAUCGAAAGAGCCCAGGAGUGAAUCCUCGCAGGUUCACACGAUGGAGCCAUACCCGGCAUCAAAAGUAUACCGGCUCAUCGAGCCAGGUCCAGUUCUGCUCGUCUCAACAGGCUCACUCACUUCAAAAACCCAUAACAUCAUGACGAUCGGCUUUCACACCAUGCUCCAGCACGACUCACCUGCGCUAAUCGGUGCAUGCAUCGGACCCUGGGAUGCAAGUUUCGAGUCGCUGAAAAGCCACGGCGAGUGCGUCCUCGCUGUCCCGGAUGUCAGCAUCGCAGAGAAAGUCGUCGAUAUCGGCAACUGCUCCGGCGAUGAGGUCGACAAGUGGUCCACCUUCAAGCUGGACGCUGUGCCUGCAGAGACGGUGCAGGCGCCGCUCGUUGGUGGCCCAGGAGUCAUCGCUAAUAUCGAAUGUGUUGUUGUCGACCGCCGUAUGGUCCCCAAGUACAAUAUGUGGGUGCUCAAGGCCGUGCGUGCUUGGUUGAACCCCGAGUUGAAGGAACAGGCACGGAUAUUCCAUCAUCGUGGGGAUGGAACGUUUGUCGUUGACGGUGAGGUGUUGAAUUUGCAGGAGAGGAUGGUCAAAUGGAAGGAGUUUCAGGAUUGA